AUGGCCAAGAUGCCACCAACUAUGCGAUCCCUCGUUGCGCCCAAGAGGUGUUCUCCCUCUGAGUUUGAGAUCAUGGAGAGACCUACGCCCAAGAUUACGAAGCCUGAACAGGUUCUCUUGCGUAUGCGCGCUGCUGCCAUCAGUACCGGCGACACCCAGUUCGCGUCUGGGAUGCUACGUAUCCUGUAUUCGGUGGAAUAUCCUUAUACCCUUUCUCAAGAGGGCGCCGGCGUGGUCGUUGCCGUCGGUUCUGCAGUCAAGAACCUGAAGGUCGGCGACGAAGUCUACGGCUUCGACAUGGAGAAGCCUAUGUUUUCUAGGCCACAACCCGGAUUUGCCUCUGAAUAUGCCCUAUCCGAGGAGCGAUUUCUUCACAUAAAGCCUGAGCACGUGUCGUUUGAGGAGGCUGUGACUUUCCCAGGCCCCGUCGUCACCGCGCUCCAGGUCAUCAGACGCGGACUAGAGCUUCAGGGCAAAGACAGUCUGGCUGGGCAGACUGUCUACAUCCCCGCCGGUCUCGGUUCAUCUGGCUCUGCCGCGAUUCAGGUAGCACGCAAUAUGUUCGGAGCCGACAAGAUCAUCUCAACAGUGUCGACGUCCAAGAUGCCGCUGGUGGAGCAAUACCUGCCUGGCAUGGUCAACCAGCUCUAUGACUACAAGACGCAAGACGUCGUCUCCCUCGUCGGCCGCGGCACAGUCGACUUUGCAUUCAACACUCAGUUUGCAACCUGGAACGAGACCGCGGCGCUUCUCAAGCCCAAGACGGGGAUAUUCAUGAGCAUCGCCAGCAUCCCCCCCAGCAAAACCAUGCGUCCCAUGCUCGGACCGGAACACCUGCCCUCUUGGCUUUGCUGGUUGCUCGACCUCGCGCAGCUGCCGUACUGGUGGAAGCUCCGCGGGACAAGCAUUAAGCACGAGUUUGUAUCCGGAAGCCCGAACAUAAGAGAGGACAUGGAGGUGGUUGCGGAUCUGGUGGCCAAGGGCAAGGUUAGGGGAGUGUAUACUGCCGUUGAGCUAGGGGAUAUUGAAGAGGUGAGGAAGGCUUGUGAGAAGGUUGCUGCUGGGAAGGGGGGGCUUGGGAAAUUGGUGAUUAAGAUUUCGGCGGAGGAGGAUGAUUAG
Molecule: messenger RNA, 1119 nt
Organism: Fusarium keratoplasticum
Lineage: Eukaryota; Fungi; Ascomycota; Sordariomycetes; Hypocreales; Nectriaceae
Product: PKS-ER domain-containing protein
Exons: 2
Coding region: 1-1119 (372 amino acids)
Molecular function (GO): oxidoreductase activity
Source: RefSeq, a predicted model, not a curated record